Molecule: messenger RNA, 1766 nt
Organism: Seriola dumerili (greater amberjack)
Lineage: Eukaryota; Metazoa; Chordata; Actinopteri; Carangiformes; Carangidae
Product: hydroxyacylglutathione hydrolase-like protein
Exons: 9
Coding region: 128-961 (277 amino acids)
Molecular function (GO): hydroxyacylglutathione hydrolase activity
Source: RefSeq, a predicted model, not a curated record
AUAACUUCCUACUGUGAUUGCAGAAAUGUACGAUAUUAACUUUCAGAGCAUCACAAGUAUAAACAGCAUAAUCGGAAUCUGUUAAACUGAGUGUCGCGCACUGUGGUGCGCAUGCGUAAGGAGUGCCAUGAAGGUAAAGGUGAUCUCCAUCCUGGAAGACAACUACAUGUACCUGGUGAUAGAGGAACAGAGUAAACAGGCCAUAGCUGUGGAUCCAGCUGUACCACACCGGCUGCUGGAAAUAGUGAAGAGAGAGGGCUUGUCUCUGACGGCUGUUCUCACCACACACCAUCACUGGGACCACGCUCGGGGGAAUGAGGCUCUGCUGAAGGAGGUUCCUGGGUUGAGGGUGUACGGGGGAGACGAUCGGAUCGGAGGUCUGACUGAUAAAGUCACCAGUGCUCAGGAACUUAAGUUUAACUCCAUCAAUGUGAGGUGCCUGUUUACUCCCUGCCAUACCUCUGGUCACAUGUGCUACUUUGUUUGGGAGGAUGAGUGCACUGACGCCCCUGCUGUGUUCACAGGGGAUACGCUUUUCAUCGGUGGUUGUGGGCGGUUUCUUGAGGGGACGGCAGAGCAGAUGUACCACAAUCUCACCCAGGUGCUGGGCUCCCUACCUCAAGACACGAAGGUGUUCUGUGGACACGAGUACACCAUUAAGAACCUGAAGUUUGCCAUGCUGGUGGAGCCGGAGAACGAGAAGGUUAAAGAGAUGCUGAGCUGGGCCAGGGCCAGAGAUGAUGAUGACAAACCCACAGUGCCAUCUACCCUAAUGGAGGAGUUUGAAUACAACCCUUUUCUUCGCCUCUCGGAGGAAGGAGUGCAAAAGUUCACAGGGAAGACCGACCCUAUAGAAGUGCUGAGAGUCUUGCGGAAGGAGAAGGACAAAUUUAAGAAGCCCAAGGAGAGACUUCCUCCCCACGCCAUGUUGGCUUUGGAGUGGGGGCUUCUCAGACCCUGAGAUCCAGUUUCAGAGCUUUGAACGUUUGACAUACUCAACUAUCAAGUUGGAGUAGUUUGAAUUACUGAAUGCAGCAAGACACAAGACUGUACAGUGUGGUGUUUGUUGCUAUUACCCUAAAUUCAUACUGCUGUAUGUUGAUCCUCAUGGGGCAUGUGUAUUGUUUUAGUUAUUAUAAAACCAUGUCUGCACAAAAAUGCCAGUAUAAAGCUGCUUCCCUUAAAUAUUUCUACAAACUAAAUUAAUUUGAAGGCGCGUCUCCCAGCCUGUUAUGCACAAACUAACUGUAACAUCUGCUAAUGCUAAUUUCCACUGAAACACUGAUGAGAUUAAACUAUGGUUUUAUGUAUUUAUUGCUUUAAAUAGAGAAAAAUAAGCGUAAUUUCUUUGACUUGUUUUCGAACGUUUCAUUUCCUUGAUAUGUACUUUUGCUCUGAUACAAUUAUUUCCUGUCUGGUAACCUUGCCACUGCUUCCUCAUUUAACAUUUUGACUAAUUUCAGUAUGGACAUACUGUGUAUAUUCCCCAGCCGCUCUUUUACUUACUUAUGCAUUUGAAAGCUAGAGAAUGAAAUUACCAUCAAAUACAAUUAAAGUGAAGUUCUCUGUCAUUUAGACAGUAUUUAGGACAGGUACCUGAUAUGUUAUAAACUGCACCACAAGGGCAGCGAAAGAUGCAGUGUACAUUAUUAAGAAUGUGAAUUGCUGCUUUUCAUGCCGGAGUCACGCCCUCACUUUGCCAGAACAUGUAACUACAUCAGAGUCAAGAUUAUUCAAUAAAACACAUCAGUCUGAGACUAUAUACU